AUGGAGAUUCAAGAAUUAAUUGAUAAGUUUCAAACAGCUCAGGUCCUCAAGUCGGAUCUGACAACCAAGUCUGCCAUUCUUCUUGGCAAAAUCGAUGGGGAAAAUGCCAUUGUCACGUUGGAGAAAUCGCCUUUCAACUUUGAAGAAGAACCUGUUCAUCUCUCUGCGACGUUGGAGUCUUUCAAGCUCAUCAACCAAAACGACAUUUACUACUGGUCGACAGCCAACUUGAACCAGGCCAAGGCUGCUGGAGCAAAAAUCACGGUGAUUUAUCCUGCGACAGAGACGCACAUCCGCAAAUACUCGGAACAAAAGUACCAUCUUAUCAAUGAAUCUCCCGAGGUGUAUCAGCUGAAGGUCAAACCUUUCAUUGAGACCCAGAGAGGCGACCGGAUCCAGUGGGUCUACAACAUUUUGUUCCAUGGGAAAGAGGCGGAAAGUGUCUUGUACCACGAUAAGGAUCCCGAGCAUGGUUUCGUACUUCUUCCAGACAUGAAAUGGGACGGAGAAAACAUGGCUGCUUUGUAUUUAGUGGCCAUCGUCAACAGAAUGGACAUUGCUAGUGUUCGGGAUUUGAACAGUUCGCAUGUGCCUUUUCUUGAAAAAUUGCAAUCGACCAUCAAAAAGAUCACUGGCGAAAAGUACGGUCUUGCCGAAGAUGAGCUUCGCAUAUUUAUUCAUUAUCAGCCCUCUUACUACCACUUCCACAUCCAUGUGGUUAACGUGGCUCAUGCGGGCUUGGGUCAGGGAAUCAACAUUGGUAAGGCGAUCUUGUUGGACGAUGUGAUUGAGAACAUUCGCUUGGUGCCCGACUACUAUCAGAAACGAACAUUGCACUACGUUUUGGGCGAGAACCACGGUCUUUGGAGCUUGCUCAAACAGUGA
Molecule: messenger RNA, 885 nt
Organism: Clavispora lusitaniae ATCC 42720
Lineage: Eukaryota; Fungi; Ascomycota; Pichiomycetes; Serinales; Metschnikowiaceae
Product: 5'-(N(7)-methyl 5'-triphosphoguanosine)-(mRNA) diphosphatase
Biological process (GO): deadenylation-dependent decapping of nuclear-transcribed mRNA
Cellular component (GO): nucleus; P-body
Molecular function (GO): hydrolase activity; RNA 7-methylguanosine cap binding
Source: RefSeq, a predicted model, not a curated record